GCGCGCGAUGUGUGCGCGAUGUUUGCGUGAAUCGUGAAUAGCGUACGAAUGGCGACUUCGUGCUGGGACCGAAUCGCCGCGACGGAGUAGAUCUCCAUCACGUGGUUCCCUUACGCUCGCGGUUGCAUUUAGGAGCGAAACAAUUACGACGUUGUUCGCGAGAAGGUGAACGAAGAGGGAAGUGUACGAUGGCGGGAAGGAAGAGCGAGAGAAGGCGCGCGCGCGCGUGACACGAAUACGUCCGUCCGCGUCGCCGUCGCUACGAAAACGAUAAAAGCUCGCGAUAUAUUGGCGGCCGCGCGCGGCGGGCCCGAGGUCAAGCACGCCGUGCACGUGAAAGCAUCCGGUGUGGUGUGUGUGAUGCAUCGCGUUUGUACGACGCGUAAAUACGAAGCCGCAUUCGUCGCAUCCAUCCGCUGAUCCGCGUCUGUCAGCACGCUUCACGCGUUCACGCUCCGCCGGGUUGUGGCGCGAACCGAACGUACCCUUUUGGCCCUUCGGCUUUUUGGCGUUUCGACUUUUCCGCGGCGCGGCGGAAGGAAGAGCCCGAAGAGCGCGAAGAGAGCGGUACCGCGGCCGCGGAGAUUCCACCUUCCACCACCACCACCACCACCUCUAUCGCGUGCCCUACUGUCACGACUCGCGAGAAGAGCACGCCGGCCUCGGCGACCUCGGUGUCCUCAGCGAGCCUCAGUUACACGCCACGGGGUUGAGAAGGCGGACCGCGCUCGCUCCAUCCUCCGACCUCGGCGCCCCGACGUGCGUCGCGCCGCGGAGAGGAAGGAACCCCUCCGUCCCGUUCUGUCCCCCUCCCCCCCGUUUUGUGCACGUCGUGGACUUUUCACACCCACGUCCCUGGACUAAUUAAUCAGAGAAAUAAAUAUUUGCCCGUGACGACACGUCGUGCGCCCGGUCGAUCGAUCUACCGUCGAUCAAACUCUUUCUUUCUUUUUCUCUCUCUCUCUCUCUCUCUCUCUUCUCUCGUCGAGGAGGCUCGGACUCUCCACGCGACUUUUCCCGCUCUUUCGAUGACGCACGCACGCGGAUGACGCGAGGACAGCGCGCAGUCAGCGACUUUAAAUUAACUAUACCAACGCGACGCCGAAAUCAGGAAGCGAGUAAGAUUUCGCUCGAUACCGAAUCUCGGAUCGAAGGUGAACCGGUCGUGUCCGGUGUUUCUUCGCUUCGCUUCGCUCCGGGUCAUCGGAAAGUAAAUGAAUCGAUUGAUAUAUCGAUGAGGAUAACGGCGACGCGCGCGAAUGUGAGGUGUGACGCACGAAAGCGCGAAAAGGCACGAGGCGAAGUCGCGGCCUCCUUCUCGCCGUCGUUUCGUGGCGAACGCGAAAUUCGCGUGACACGCAAGCUCUAUUAGAUGAUAUCGCGCGGAAAUCAUCUUACGCGCUCGCGUAACUCCGGACUCCGUAUGAGUAAUGGACGGGAAACGCAACGGUCGCUAACGUGUCACGCGAUCAGCGAGCGACCGACCCCCGAUCGAUCGUUCCUUCGCUCCUUUCGGACAAACGGAAGCGGAGUCGUGUAGCGCAAGACCGAGAAAAAUCGGUUCGGAAAGAAUAGUAAAAAAAGAAAAAAAAGAGAAAAUUCGAGAAACCGCGAAGGUUCGACUGAUCUGGGAAGGAAGAGGAGACGAAGCGCGAGACGCGGACGGACAGUGACGUCGUGUGAGUUUCCGAGAAGACUCUCCCGGAGUCUCGGUGGUGAUUUAUAGAGACGGAAAUUGAGAUAUCUGACAACGGACAAGCUCGAUAAUUAUAGCCGAGGAGAACAACUCUCUCGGAGAUCUCUCGGGCCCGCGAAUGACAAAUGUUGAUCCUCGCCUUUAAUAUCUUCGCUCCGCGAGGAGCUCCGGCGGACGAGGGCGAAAUUUUAUGCCCGACGCGAGCGAGAAAUAGAAUGUGCGAAUCUAGAACGCAAAAAUAGAAGCGUGGAAAAUUGAUCUAACGAAAUUUCUCACAGCCAAUUUCUCUCUCGGCACGACGAGCGCACGUGGCGCGCGAGCGCGCCCGCGCGCCGAAUAUAUUCGAGACUCGAGAGAGAGAGAUAUUAAUUGAGCGCUUAAAGAUUCGAGAGAUAUCGGACCUCCUUGAGGACGGCGCGGCGAUGACUAUCGCUUACAUCACUAGAAAGUAUCGCGACGUCACGAUUGCUCCGGAUCGAUCCCGUGUCGCGAUAUAGAGGAGCGUCAUGCUUCGCGGCCGUGAAGCGUCGACGAGGAACGCGCUUCGUGCAAUCGUCCCGCGUCCCCGAGGGCGCCAAUAAGACCAUCCGCAUCCGCCGGUCGCGGUGUAUGCCGAUGGUCGUCGCGAUGGGAUUUCCGUCGAACGCGACCGAUCCGCCGUACGAUUACUUGGACCACACCGGGCCGACGAACGCGUCGUCGUCCCUGGGCGCGGAGCUCAACCUGCCGUACACCGUUUGCGAAAUCCUGGUGGCGAUCUGCGCCGUUAUCGGCAACGGCCUGGUGAUCAUCGUCUUCGGCAAGGAGCGGAAGCUGCGUCGACGCACCAACUACUACAUCGUCUCGCUGGCGACGGCCGAUCUGCUCGUCGGGCUGUUCGCGAUCCCGUUCGCGAUCCUCGCGAGCAUCGGCCUGCCGACGAAUCUUCACGCCUGCCUGUUCACCGUGUCGGUCCUCGUCGUCCUCUGCACCAUCAGCAUCUUCUGCCUGGUCGCGGUGUCCGUCGAUCGUUACUGGGCGAUUCUGCAUCCCAUGAGAUACUCGCGCACCGUACGCACCAAAACUGCCAUAGGUAUAAUAUGCGUGUGCUGGGUGGCGGGCACCCUGGUGGGCUUCCUGCCGCUCUUCGGCUGGAACGCCGGCGAGACCAGCGACCACAGGUGUAUCUUUACGAACGUCAUGGACUACGAUUAUCUCGUGUUCCUGUACUUCGCCACGAUCAUUUUCCCCGCCCUGUUGAUCGCGGCCUUCUACGCCCACAUAUACCGGGUAAUCGUAAAACAGCUACAGCAAAUCGUCACGAUGGACCCCAGCGACCCGAGGGGUGGCGGUGCCGUUCGCCAUCUCCGGGUCCUCCGUCUCCCCGGCCGUUUGGGCGGUAACCAUCACCAGACGCCUGGGACGAUGCUGCGUUGUCUUGGCGCGGCGCGCAAACGGGAAGUCAAGGCCACGCAGAAUCUCUCCUGCAUCGUUGUCUUCUUCAUCGUCUGCUGGUUCCCGCUGUACACUAUAAACUGCGUGAUGGCCUUCUGCCCGCGGUGCGAGGUGGACGACUUCCUCAUGAAAUUUUGCAUCAUCCUCUCGCACAUCAACUCGGUUGGCAAUCCCCUCCUCUACGCCUACCAUCUCAAGGACUUUCGCAUCGCCCUCAAGAACUUCGUCUGGCAGCUGCUCUUCCCGCACAGCGACGUCAAGUCCAGCGUGAUCAGCGUGAUACACGAUCGGGGUUCCCUCGUUGGUUCGCAGAGGCAGCUUCAGAGGCGAUUCAGCGGCUUCGAUCAGCCGAGGAGUCAGAGACCGAGCUUGCUGCGCCAGGUGAUCGAUGGGAGCAGAAGGAUGGACAACGCGUGUCCCGAAAGGCGCGUCUCGUCGAUCCGGGAGAAAGAGACGUGUCAAAACGCGGAUGUCGGUGCUGCGGUCGGAAGUCCAAUUCCGAUCAGCAACUCUACGUUAGCGACGAACAAACGGAUGAGCGAGGAGGAAUUGGUCAGCGACGGCGAUAUCGUCGACCGCAACGAUGACGCGACUGACCGCGGAAGUUCCACCUCGUUGGAAUUGCGAACGUACAGGUCGCUGGCACCACUCCUGCCCGCGGAGGAGGACCACGUCGAGGAAACGCCGCCCGCGUCGAUCUUCGUGAUCGAGGCCGACGUGGUGAAUCACGCCUCUCCCGAUCGUCUCCUCGUCCUGGAGGAAUCUCGAGACAGAAUCGACGUAGCGGGCGGCUAAUAGAGUACCCGCGAAAAAAAAAGUGAAACGAAUUCUUUAACAAACUGAACUAGGAAAUUUGUAUUAUUUUUUUCUAAAUCUCUCGAUGUGCCGAUUUAUUUUAUUAUUAGUUACUCGUCGAGCGUGCCAUAUAGCGUACAUGUUUUAGCGUUUAAAUAAAUUAUAUUAAAAUGUAUUACGUUGAAAUAGAGCGACAGCGAUGCUAGAGCUGAAGCUUCGAAAAGACAAAGUGACAAAGGAGUGUGGCACGUCUGACUUUCCUUUUUUUUAUCAUGUAGGUAUUGUAUUUAAAAAGUAGACUAAAGGAAGGCAAAUAUUGAGAAACCCACGAGGGCACCUGAGGAGAAGGGACGUGUUCUCGUACGCACGGCGAGGACAAUGCUGCAUCGUGUGUGGCGAUUCAGUGGCAAGAUUGUAGAGUGAUAAGUAUUCCGAUGGGGGAGACAAUAUACUUAAUUUAACUUGUACAAUAAAACAGUGCACGUUGUGAUUGUGUGUCUACGCGUGUCUACGUAGAAAAUUUGCACGAACAUUGCACCUGUGCAAUACUCUUAGUGCAUAUCAUAUGAUUGAUAUAACUAGACGUUUGUGCGCCAUUCCUCCCGUUUCCUCUUCAUAUUCUUUACAUGCAAUAUUUGCUAGAUUGUAUACGCGUUCGGUACAUAUAUUGAUACUGAUAAUUAAUCUUCUAAAAUUACUGAAAUGAUAUUUUAAUCGACAAAAUUAUCGCGAUAUAUACAAAUAACAAUAAACAGCUGUAUCUGUUAUUAAAAGUUAACAAAGUUCAGCAAACCGCUCUCAGAAAUGAUAAUAAAUAGAUGACAAAAAUUUCAGUCAUCAACCACUUUUAGCCGAACUUUGCUUUAACAGAAUAUCGGCCUGAUGUAAGUCCCCCUUCAGAGAAAAUAAGAUGUCCAUCAAUUAAAUUUUUAGUGGACAACAAAAUUUUCAGCAAAAAAUCUUUGUUAAAUAUUGAUCUAUUAUCAAACGCCUUAAAAAUGCAUGGUUUUUCUCUCCCCGAAAUACGGACAGUACAAGUUUAUUGUUAAUAAAAACCGCGAGAUCUUGUAAAAUUAACAAAUAUUGUGCGAAUGGAUGUCGGUUCAAUUAUUUUAAUACUCACCCCUCUUCUUCUUUAUUGCCUUUCGUGUCUAUUUAUUUUAGCGUCCAGAUUAUGUUAAAUCUCAGAAAAUUACUUGUGUCGUUUUUGAUUGACAACUUUGAUCAAGUUGUCAAUCAAAAAUGGCACAAGUAAUUUUCUUUGUAAAAUUAACAAAUAUUGUGCGAAUAGAUGUCGGUUCAAUUAUUUUAAUACUCACCCCUCUUCUUCUUUAGAUUUUAUAGAAUCUAGAGUCCUCGAUCAACCUUAGAACGCCUCAUCGUAACGAUUAUUAUAUAAGAAAAUAAAAUCGGUCGAAAAGGAUAUUAUGUGUAUAAUAACGCAUGCGAAUUUUUAGCGUACAAUAAGCACCCUGUGUAUCGCGACAUAUUAUGAGCGAAUGAAAUCAAUGUCGAUCAUUAAAAAGCUUCGCGCGUAUAAUCCAUAUGUGCACUCGAUGCUUCGAUGUCACCCAAUUUCUCGUAGAAUGCCUAUAGGCAAAAAUUUUUCUUAGAAUUCUUUACAUAAUUUUUCAAAGUUUCUACAUAAAUCUCAGAAUUUCUCAGCAUAAUUUUAUAACUUUUUAGAAAAUUUCUCUGAUUUUUUUUAUAUAUAAAUUGAAACAUUUGUCAAAAAUACUGAGAAAGUUUACAUCUUUUUUAAAGUUCUUUUUACAUAUGUGAAUUUUGAAAUAUUUUAAGAUUUUUCGUUCAAUAAUUUCCGAAGAAAACUUAUAAAAUCUGAAGGGGUUUAAGAUGUUUUUCAGAAAUCUUCAUAAAUUUAAAAUAUGUAAAAAUCUUAAUCAUGCGAUAUUAUAAAACUUUUCAUCAGGAUAUACCCUCGUUUAUAUUUUUUCCGGUCAAUGCGACGCAUUCAUAUUCUUAUUGUGUCUUAUUCCAGCCAAAAUAUUCGUGAUCUGUGCCCGUCAAACAAACAGUGAACUUCUCAAAGUUAGAUUUGCAUUUACGUCUCGUAUGGACGUAUCCCAUACGCUCUGACUACAUUGUUUUCUUAUUACGCCCAAAAUUGUUGUACUAAACAUUCAAUUCCGUUUAACUUGUGUUCCUUUUAAUUCUUUUUAUGCGACGCAGCAGAUAUUGUAUUUUUCUCAAUUUGGCAGUAAUGACCAUUUCUAUCCAAUGCAGAUUAACUUUAAUCUCGGUGUAAUUUUUUAUAUAAUCUUUUCUAAUUCUUAAAACUAAAAAAAAUAAAAAGUACGUUAAACCAAGCUUAAAGUUAAUCUAUCGUACAUUAGGAGAAAUGAACAUAAAGUCUGUUUCUUGUAGCUAUAUUGUGUUAUGUUAGCUUUCUUAAAAUGAGAUAGAUGUACAAUUAAAUGUCGGAGGGUAAAAGGGAGAAGGCUACGCAUCAAAGAUUAUAAAAGAUUACGAAGAUUGGAAAUUAGAGUUUAAUAAAAUUAUUUGAUUGGUCAAAUGUUAAUCUUCCGUUGCAAUCCCCAAUCUCUAAUAUGUAGUCCUGAUGAUACGGGGCCUAAAUGUUUGUAACUAAACUUUCUACCUGGUAAAAUUUUGUUAUAUAAAAACACAAAUAUAAUUAUAUA
Temnothorax curvispinosus is the source of this 6585-nucleotide messenger RNA. Its product is annotated as adenosine receptor A2b-like. Gene Ontology annotation, cellular component: membrane. Gene Ontology annotation, molecular function: G protein-coupled receptor activity. The transcript has 4 exons. Lineage: Eukaryota; Metazoa; Arthropoda; Insecta; Hymenoptera; Formicidae. Gene Ontology annotation, biological process: G protein-coupled adenosine receptor signaling pathway; adenylate cyclase-activating G protein-coupled receptor signaling pathway. The coding region runs from base 2306 to 3925 and encodes 539 amino acids. The record is from RefSeq and is a predicted model, not a curated record.